Molecule: messenger RNA, 930 nt
Organism: Lobosporangium transversale
Lineage: Eukaryota; Fungi; Mortierellomycota; Mortierellomycetes; Mortierellales; Mortierellaceae
Exons: 3
Coding region: 167-763 (198 amino acids)
Source: RefSeq, a predicted model, not a curated record
UCCAACAACUCUAUAAAUCUAUAAAUCUAUAAAUCUAUAUCCUUCAUUCCUUCGUUUCCUUCAUUUCCUUCUUUGACACGCAGGCAAUAAGCCAUUCCAAGGAAAAGAAAGUCUUCAAACAAUAAGAGUCUAAUCGCCCCAACAAAAAGAAUAAAGACAGUGUGCUAUGACGUCCCCUACAGGCUCAGUCUCUGACCUUUUAGCAACUUCAGGCACAGAAGGGAAUAGAGAGAGUACACUGGAUGCCUCUGUCUUCGUGGAUCCUUAUUCAGAAUCUAAUCCUUUCGCAGAGGAUUUAUUGGAGCCUGUUUUGAGGACUUCGACACCCCUCAAUUUUGGCGAAUAUUAUCCGCGACCGACGGACAUGUCUGCUGCUACUGCCAGUGCAAAUGUUAACGACACUGAUGAUGACAACGAUGGCGAUAAUGAUGGUAGCGGUAACAGUAAUGAUAGCAAUAAACCUGAGUCGACUUUGCUCUCAAAAUCACUUUCUGGUCUGAACCUUAGUGGAAGUCAUCAACAAGAACACCGCGAUCCGGAACGGAUUUUAUCAAGCGGUGAUGGUGGAGGAGGGCAUCAACGAUGGAAUAGCGUCGAUUCAAAUAACCGCUAUGAUAGUGAUGAAGGUCUACAACAAUCAUCAAAUGAACAUGAUACCAUCAGCACUGCUGCAACGACGACACGGCGAAAGGAAAGCGUAGGGCAGUACCGCCCUGAAUCAACACGAUCCCUUGGAUCACAGGUAAUGGAGAAUGUCCUUUAGACUUCCUGAGAACGGCGUGCUUCCUUGGUUUGAGAUCACGGUGGGUGAACCCCAAAAGGUUGGGGAUGUGAUCAAUCCUCAUAUUGUUUAUAAGGUUCAUGUCAAGCUAAUCUCUUAGUUCUUUAUCUUUCUAAGACAAAUUCAACAGCAUUCAAAUCAAACGACUU